Molecule: messenger RNA, 2115 nt
Organism: Salarias fasciatus (jewelled blenny)
Lineage: Eukaryota; Metazoa; Chordata; Actinopteri; Blenniiformes; Blenniidae
Product: coiled-coil domain-containing protein 127-like
Source: RefSeq, a predicted model, not a curated record
AUGAACAACUUGAAUGAUCCCCCUAGAUGGAAUAUCCAACCAGACCCCAGAAAGAGGGGCGGGGGCCGGGAUGGCAGCCAAUGGAACUACGCUUUGCUGGUCCCCAUGCUGGGGCUGGCUGCCUUUCGCUGGAUCUGGACCAGGGAGUCUCAGAAGGAGAUCCAGAAAGCCAAAGCUCAGUAUGACCAAGACGUGAACACAAUGAAAAGCGAGCUGGAGGCACGUUACCGGGAGACGCUGAAAGAGAGGAGCAGGACGGCGGCCAUGCUGGAGCUGGAGCUGGAGAAAGAGAAGCAGAGGGUGAAAGGCUACAAGCAGGCCAUGGCCUCACAGAGCCACCAGCUCAUGGAGGAACGUAAGCAGCUCCAGCAGGAAAGGCAGACUUUGGAAAGAGAGAAGCAGAAGGUGGUGAGUUCAGGAGCAGCAGGAGCUGUGCUGCACCAGGCCCUGGAGGGAGAGGACGACUGGUACCGGCGGGCCACAGCCACCUUGAAAGAACUGGAGGGUCAGCUGGUGGAGCGGCAGUACGCCUACUGCUCCUACAUCCAGCCCCGCGAGCAGCGGCUGGAGAUGGAGAAGAACAUGCUGCUGAAGGCGGUCAGGGAGCCUCUCGGCCGGGAGCUGGACCUCGAGUCUGACCUGAGGGACAUUUUCAAAAGAGAUAGGCACUGUGCGGAAGUGGCCAACAUGGACAAGAGGAAGAAUGGAAGCCUCAUGUGGGUUUACCUCAAGUACUGGCAGCUGCAGGUCACCAUGCAGAAACACAAAAGAGCCGAGCAGGCCCUGUUCGGAGGGAAAAUCCAGCCCGGCACAAAGUGACGAAUGGAGAAAGAUGAAUUUUAGAGAUGUCGACGCUGUUUGGAUCAGAAAUGGAAAUCUGCUCAACUUGGUUUGAAUGAUGUUAUCUCUGAAGAGACCGUGUCUAGAGCAGGGGUGUCAAACUCAGUCCAGUUCAUCAUCAGCGGGCCAGACUUGUAAAAUAGUGCUAUAAUAACCUGGAAAUUCAAACUUAUUUAAAUCACAAGUUUAAGCUCAACAAAAGUAUGUUUUCACAAAAUCAAACGAGCAGUACAGAAAAUUGCUACACUUUCAACAUAGCCAAUUUUAAUGAUACUUUCUGUGCAAAAUGCAGUGAAAUGCCGAAAGAACUUAUCCUAUAACACUGUAUUUAGUAACAAGUUUCAUGGCAGCAUCACCGCUCUCUCAGCUCGAGUCCCAGUAUUGUACACUGGCCUGAAGAAAACUGAAAGUCGAUGGAUUCUGUGGUGUUUCUACAGUGUGCUGGUCGUUUCCUGAGCUGCGUUGGAGCCUCCUGCUUUAUAUUCGACAUCCCUGGUCUAGAAUUACAUUUGAACUGAGAACUUAGAAAAGAAGGAAUCAUUCAGCUCCAGAAGCACCACAUCCUUUAGAUCACAUCCAUAUUAGUUUUAUGUGUAAAGAGUAAAAAUGAUCAUUAUCUUAUUUUUCAAUUGAAAAAUGCCCCCGUUUAAAAACAAUGUUUUUCUAAGUGCAUUCUCUGAAUGCUAUGACAUGUUAUUCGUGAGGGAUUUUUAUUCCUUUGUCUCGCACAUGAACUCAGGGCUCCCACUAACAAACCUGGUCAGAAAACAGUGUUUCGCAUCUGAACUAUAAAUUAAAAACAAUUCAUCCAUCAAGUAGCAAUCCGUAACACAACACCAGAAUCAUUGCAAGAUUCAAAAUGAGUUUUUAUGGGAAAUAUGCAUGACUCUAACAAUGGGGUUUACCAGCCUUACUCCAACAGGAUUCUUUCAUUUUACCCUUUUAAAUUUCCUCCAUCUCUGCUGAUCAUAUUUUUCUUGCCAUGCGGUGAUACCGGUGGUGUUAUUUUGCCUGAUUGUUGGUUUGUCUGAGCCUCGCAGCCAUCGGGUCUUUGCUGAAGAUGCGUGUGUAGAGAGUAAAGCUUUUUACUGCAACAGGAAACUAAGAUUAAAGAGGGAAACGCUAAGGUCACACUGUUACUGAGCAGGCCUCUCCAUGGAGGUGUGUUCUUAGUUUUAUCUCGGGGAAUAAGCCAUGGUGUAAUGUCAUAAAUGAAGAUGUGGUACUUAAUAUUAUGUGCACUCCUCUUGAAUAUAGUUUUGGUUUCAGGACUUA